Messenger RNA from Desarmillaria tabescens, 948 nucleotides. RefSeq lists its product as uncharacterized. Bases 35 to 865 code for a protein of 276 amino acids. NCBI's taxonomy places the organism in Eukaryota, Fungi, Basidiomycota, Agaricomycetes, Agaricales, Physalacriaceae. The record is from RefSeq and is a predicted model, not a curated record. The transcript has 9 exons.
AGUCAUCACGGGUGGGGGUUCCGGCAUUGGGCUAAUGAUCAGCUCAACACUGAUCGCGAAUGGUGCUACUGUCUAUAUCAUUGGACCAUCCCAGGCUGAUUUGGACCAAACUUGCGACAAGCUCAAUAGCGCAGCUGCUAACAUCCCUGGAGCCGGUACAAUGCAUGGAAUCGAAGGAGACGUCCGUUUGAAGUCAGAAGCCAAGCGUCUAGCUGAUGAAAUCGGGAAACGAAAACAUUACGUUACGGCCCUCUUCAACAACGCUGGUAUUCUCAUAGGCAGAUUUAAGCCACCAGCAACCCCCACGGCAUCGGCAUACGUAUCGAGUUUCUUCGACGAUAUCGCUCAAGAGGCUUUCGAUGACACCUACAACACGAAUGCCGUCGGACCGUACUGGCUAACGUUCGCCUUCUUGCCAUUGCUCGAAAAGUGGAAGCUGUCAGAUAAUCCAGUCACUAAGAAAUUUGGACCGCAGAUCAUCAUGACUAGCAGUAUGAACGGAUGGACGAAGGACUCGGCAACUUCGGGACUGUCAUACCCGUAUAUGUUCUCAAAAAGUGCCAUCGGACAUGCCACUUCUUCCCUCGCUCAUGAACUGCUCCCGUUGGGUAUUAGAGUCAAUGGAAUUGCGCCAGGUCUUUUCCCAAGUGCAAUGACUCUUCCCGGUGCUCCUACUGACGAGAUCGGAACCGCGAUUGUUCCUCCGAACCUUAAAAAGGGAUUCGAGGUUCCCGUAGAGCAAAGGUGGGGUAAACCACGUGACGUUGGAUCGCUCGCGCUCUUCUUGCUCGCGAAUUGGUAUGUCACUGGAGAAACAGUACUAAUCGAUGGCGGCACGCUCCUGAAGCAUCCAUCUUCUUAUUGAUCGGCGACUGGGGGAGGGUAUAAUGAAUAACAAUAACGAUAGCGAUAACGAUACAGUUGACUAUGCAGAUAACACAGAGAGAA